This is a messenger RNA of Falco peregrinus (peregrine falcon), 1236 nucleotides long. It is a transcript of the gene PEBP4, whose product is annotated as phosphatidylethanolamine binding protein 4. The record is from RefSeq and is a predicted model, not a curated record. The coding region runs from base 260 to 886 and encodes 208 amino acids. The transcript is spliced from 8 exons. Lineage: Eukaryota; Metazoa; Chordata; Aves; Falconiformes; Falconidae.
AGGUGCAGCAGGUUAUGAAUGGCGAUAGGAUGUGGUUUUCUGUUUCCUUUGCUGAUUGCUAUGGAAAAAAUAGCUGAAAAAUAGGCUGCCUGCAAGACUGAUUAGGGAAUUCCCCUGGCCACUGAGGCUCUUGCCAAGUCCUUUCCUUCCUACAGUCUUGCUGGUGGGUAUCAACAGGGAAACCAUCUCCACGGCAACCUCAAGCCUCCAGGCUCUGCCUCCUGGCUGCUCACCCAUCCCCAGGACCCAGCGGGGCAGGAUGAAACUGCUGGCUGCUGUGUUGCUGGCUGCUGGCCUGCUCAGCACCGCUGCUGGGAAGGAACAGCCCCCCCGGCCAGAUGAGCCCUCGAAGACCUGCUUCUUCCAGAUGCUCAGCAGCGUGGACAGUGAGUUCUGCAGAGGGGAUUUAGAAAUUAUCUACCCGGAGCUGGGUGAUGUUGGCUGCACAUACAUCCCCAAGUGCCACCAGUACCGCCGGUGGAUCAGCAAGGAGUGGGGCAGCCCCCGUGUCCGGUACCCCCAGGCUGAGGAGAGCAAGAAGUACGUGCUGGUGCUGGUGGACCCCGACGCUCCCAGCAGAGCCAACCCCAGGAACCGCUUCUGGAGGCACUGGCUGGUCACCGACAUCCCAGGUGCAGAUCUGCGGACUGGGGACAUCCAAGGGCGCGUGCUGACGGCUUACGUCCGGCCCACGCCACCACCCCGCAGCGGGUACCACCGCUACCAGCUCCGCCUGUACGAGCAGCCAGCUCACGAGGCCAUCGCCCUGAGCCCCGAGGAGCGGGUCUCACUGGGUGCCUGGGCGAUGGAGAACUUUGUGGAGCAGUUUCGGCUGGGCUCUCCGGUGGCCUCAACCCAGUUCCUCACCAAAUACCACGAGGAUUAGCACCGGCCAUCCCCUGCGCAGCUGCCUCCCCUCCCCUGCACCACAGAGCCACCGGACCAGGAGGAAACCCUGGGACUCACCAAGGAUGCACCCACCCUUCCACCAGCCCAGAUUCAGCAGAAGCCCAGCCCUUCCACUUCCAAACCUGGGAGGGGGUUUCUCCUUCCCUCCGAGGGUAACACCCCGAGCGGUGUCCCAGCUCGCCCUGGGUGUCCCGGGGAGGAUGGCAUCACCCUUUUCUCCUCUUUCCACCCCGUUUCUGGCCUGACCCCCAGCAUGUCCCACCUGCACCUUGGGGAUCUUGAGCUUUAGUACCUGCAGCUUUCAGAAUAAAGCACGGAUGGAGCACA